UUCUCAUCGUCCAUCUCUAUUCAUCUACAUCCACGACGCUUAAAACAACUGCCAUUCCGCUCUGCGCUGUUGCGCCCGCGAGAGGCCCAAUACCUUUUUAUUUAAGGUUCGGGUUCUCUUCCCCCACCUGCCUUACCUUCCCAGUCUGUCGGUCGUCUCGUGCUCUUUCCCUCAGUCGCGCAUGCUUCGACGCCUCAACAUUGUCGCUAGUAGUGCCGCUUCUGUUGCCGUCGCCGUCGCCGUUCUGCGGGCAGAUCGGGAUUCCACCUACCGAAUCAGCGCACUGCGUCGCUGCGCUCGACGCAUCGAAUCCUAAUCCCACAAUGGCCGACGAAGGGGUCGCGAGCCACUACCAAGUGCUGGAAGAACUCGGACGCGGCAGUUUCGGCGUCGUAUAUAAGGCCAUCGAGAAGGCCACGGGCGAGACAGUCGCAAUUAAACAUAUUGACCUCGAGUCAAGCGAAGACGACAUCCAAGAAAUCCAACAAGAGAUCUCGGUGCUCAGCACAUGCGCCAGCUCCUUUGUCACAAAAUACAAAGCCAGCUUUCUGCGCGGUCACAAGCUAUGGAUCGUCAUGGAGUAUUUGGGCGGUGGCUCCUGUCUUGAUCUCUUAAAACCAGGAGUCUUCAACGAAGUGCAUAUUGCCAUCAUCUGCCGCGAGCUCUUGUUCGGUCUCGAAUAUCUGCACACCGAGGGCAAGAUUCACCGCGACAUCAAGGCUGCUAAUGUGCUGCUGUCCGAGUCUGGCAAGGUCAAGCUCGCGGAUUUUGGAGUGGCCGCACAGUUGACGUACAUGAAGUCGCAAAGAAACACAUUUGUGGGCACCCCCUUCUGGAUGGCCCCCGAGGUCAUCCAGCAAGCCGGCUACGACUUCAAGGCCGACAUUUGGUCGCUGGGUAUCACCGCCAUCGAGCUGGCGCUUGGCGAGCCUCCCCACGCCAACACACAUCCCAUGAAAGUCCUCUUCCAGAUUCCAAAGAACCCGCCUCCAAGACUUGAGGGAAAGUUUAGCAAGGAGUUCAAGGAUUUCGUUUCACAGUGUCUUGUAAAAGAUGCCGACCACCGGCCGACGGCGAGGGAGCUCCUCAAGCACCGCUUCGUGCGAUCGGCGGGCAAGGUAGAGGCGCUGCAGGAGCUCAUCCAGCGCAAGCAGAUGGCCGAUGCCAAGGCGGACCGGGUCAAACUCCCCGUCUUCUACCAGGAAACGCUGCACAAUAUCUCACCAAAGGAUGACUCGGACGAGUGGGUGUUCGACACCGUCAAGUCGACAGUUCUAAAACGGGGUACCGUCCGAUCCCGAAAGCCGUCUCCGACUUUCUCGCUCGAAGAUGGAAUGCGCAAGUUGGAUGUCAAAGACGGACCGCUCCAACCUACGACGCCGGGAACUGUCAGAAGAUCUACUGUUCGCCACCAGCCGUCUGCUGCACACCAUCAGCAGCAGGGUUCGGUGCGUCGCGUCUCCAACGGCUCCCCACGUGCGUCCAUCGCACCCAAGCGCCCGCUCCAGCCGGACAUGUCAUUUGGCAAUUCGGGGUCUACCAUGCGUCUGUUCCGCCGCGUGCCUUCGGAUAGCUCUACCACAGGACAACUGGGCGCCGGCGCCACUCCAGCGGACCCCAAGUCAAACGAAAACCGCCCGCCUCCAGCCUUCCACACGACGCCGGUUGAGGCUACCAGCAAGGAAUCUUCUCUGGGCCGUCGACUCUACAACAGAGUUCUCGAGCCCUCGCUCGACGAGCUACAUGCGCAGACAGCCGGCUCCACUAAGAGGGAGGCGCUGGCCAAGCUGUGCGACGCAUUCGCCAUACUAGACUCGGUGGACCCGGAAGGGGCUUACCACCUUCUCCGCAAUGUCGUCUCGGCCGUAUCCCAGGAUGGCAAGUUAAGCGCCGCCCUGUUGCAGUCGAGCGGCGGUAAUUCAGCGCCAUCCAAGACGCCGCUCGACGGCACACCGCAGGGGACUGUGGUGGUCAAGAGCCGCGCGGCGGCGGCGCUAGUGAGCCCGACGAAGUUGAUUAUGAGUCACGACAAUCCUCACUUGCUUAGCCAUCGCCGCCGCGGUUCAGCGGCCCCCGACGUCUCGUUGGCACCCGCUAGGUCUCCUGAGAAGGAGAGAGACCGCGAGAAGAUGGCCAUGGAGGCGAAAUACCCCGGCCGGCCGGCCGUUCCUGGAAUGGAGCACUGCAAGGCCCUCUCGGACCUCCUCUACGCCCGGUGGACUGACGGCCUGCGCCAUCGCUGGGGCGGCGCCGUGGCGGGCGCGUGAGCCUGUCAGUUCUGGCAGAAAUGGGAAGAAUAAUGAGGAAGAAGAGGCAUCCCGUGCCUAGGAUGACGUUGUCGAGCCGUCGUCUCUCAACAAGGCAGAGAAGUGGCACGCAUUCGACGCGGACUCGUAGAGAGUUGUUCGAGGUGUCCUGCCUAUAUUUGAGGGUCACGAAGUAGGCGCUUGAUGAAAAAGUGUGUGUGUGAGUUUGUGGGUCUAGAUGUAAUUGUUGCAGCGGUUGCUGGCGUUUCUGCUGUAGUCGUU
Lasiosphaeria miniovina is the source of this 2528-nucleotide messenger RNA. Its product is annotated as kinase-like domain-containing protein. Gene Ontology annotation, biological process: protein phosphorylation. Gene Ontology annotation, molecular function: ATP binding; protein serine/threonine kinase activity. The record is from RefSeq and is a predicted model, not a curated record. The transcript has 4 exons. Lineage: Eukaryota; Fungi; Ascomycota; Sordariomycetes; Sordariales; Lasiosphaeriaceae. Gene Ontology annotation, cellular component: cytoplasm. The coding region runs from base 324 to 2267 and encodes 647 amino acids.